Cryptococcus deneoformans JEC21 is the source of this 1681-nucleotide messenger RNA. RefSeq lists its product as hypothetical. The record is from RefSeq and is a predicted model, not a curated record. The coding region runs from base 81 to 1520 and encodes 479 amino acids. Gene Ontology annotation, biological process: lipid storage; phospholipid biosynthetic process; lipid droplet organization. Lineage: Eukaryota; Fungi; Basidiomycota; Tremellomycetes; Tremellales; Cryptococcaceae. Gene Ontology annotation, cellular component: endoplasmic reticulum membrane. The transcript has 3 exons.
CAUAUAUAUACAUAUAUCCACUUUUCAAUUCACUUUACUUUUUCAUUCCGCAACAUCUUCACAAUCUUAUCCUGCCUAAGAUGGCAGCCCGAUCGCCUCGUACCUCGUCGCACUCCCGCAACCCCUCCACAGCCUCCCACAUCGACCUCGCGACAUUCACUCCCAAAUCGGCCGCUGCUCGUCGGAUGAGCCACACAUCGACCCUUCAAUCCGCUUCUAUAUCUCCUAGAACAUUCUUCGAGAAUGUACUCGAUGCUCAUCAACUAACACUAGCAGGCGUGGUCAGUUCAUUGAUGUUAUGCGGAAUCAUGUACUCUCUUGUCCUCUCUACAUCACUCAACACUUCUGAAAUACAUCAUAACCACAUCCCCGAGCGCGUCGCCUACUUUGCUCGUAAAUCCAACAUUCUGAACGUCAUAUUUGUCAAACGAGCUUGGGCUUGGACAUCUGCCAUUUACCUCUUACACCUUGUCACUUCUCCUCGAAACCGUUCCAGGAUGUUUAGCUUUUCCACUCCUCCCAACGAUGGACGAAUCAGAAGGUUAUUGGUCUGGAUAGCAGCUACCGCAUGCUGGGCUGUAUUCACAAGGUGGUUCUUUGGUGCAGGCCUUGGAGAUCGAAUCAUUGCCCUUACGGGUGGGAACUGUGCUCUUCCUUUACCGCCCUCUAUCUCACCUAUCCUUGCUCGGCACACUUUUGGUAAACUAUUCACUGCUGGACCUCAAGGAUCAUCAGGCCAGGAAAAAAUCUACAUUGCCCUCCCUUACAAAUUUUGCACCGGCGUUCCUCUCACACCUGACGCUUUGCCUGAACUAUUCGCUCUCCUCCCUGGCGGCGGCAAGGGAACUGCCAUCCCACCAGGAGGCGGACCUACCGCUUCGCAUGAAAGUCUCGCUCCCCUUCCGCGCCCGAGGUGGCAUAAAGGGUUCGACAUUUCUGGUCACUCUUUCCUCUUGACGCUAUGUAUCAUGGUUCUCGGCCGCGAGCUCGCUCCUACUUGGCGAGCUUGGGCCGGUGGUAAAACGGCUGGGUUGCGCUAUGGAAGGGCUAGAGGGUGGAAGAGCAAGGUUCAUGGGUUGAUCGCUCUUGCGGCGACGGGGCUGGUAGGUAUCUGGAUGUGGAUGGUACUCAUGACGGCUGUGUACUUCCAUAACCCUCCCGAAAAGCUUGCAGGGCUUUUGCUCGGUCUCUUGUCUUCCGGCUUGAUUAACCUUUUCAUUCCGACCUUUUCCCCAUCUCCCUUCAAUCCUAUCACAACAACACGAACUCCAACGCCUCCAGCCUCAGGCUCGGGUUCAUGCGAAGGGGAAGGACGACCAUUUUCUCACAGUUUAGGUGACGACGGAGAAGAAGAAGAGGUGGUGGAUGAGAAUAAGGCAAGGAGAGAGAAUGUGGUGGAUAGUGGUAUUAUUUACAAGGUUGAUGGUGAGGAUGGGAAAGGUGAGGAGGACCUUAAGGGGAGAGUGAACGUGAAGCAGAAAGAGGCGUUAGCGACAAAGGAGAAGACCAAGGAGCAGUAAAGCAUCUUGUAGAGACCCCAUUUAUGUCUUUUUGUCUCUCAUGGUAUGGAAUAGUAUGUACUUUGAUAUGAGGAGCAAAGGAAUUAGAGAAUGCGCGUCAUGUAGCUGUAAACACGACAAAGUAGACUUUUUCUUUCAACAGAAACAUGCAUAUCAUCCGU